This is a messenger RNA of Dichomitus squalens LYAD-421 SS1, 1044 nucleotides long. Its product is annotated as PLC-like phosphodiesterase. The transcript is spliced from 8 exons. Gene Ontology annotation, biological process: lipid metabolic process. Lineage: Eukaryota; Fungi; Basidiomycota; Agaricomycetes; Polyporales; Polyporaceae. The coding region runs from base 1 to 1044 and encodes 347 amino acids. Gene Ontology annotation, molecular function: phosphoric diester hydrolase activity. The record is from RefSeq and is a predicted model, not a curated record.
AUGGCCUCUAACGCGUCCUGCGUCCUGCGUCCUCAAGAAUUGAGCGGCCCUCGUCCAGCGUCCACAAGAAUUGAGCGGCUCAAACAAGAUGGAUUUGCUGCCGACCAGCAGGUUGACAUCCCUACCCAGCUCGGCCUUGGCGUUCGCCUGCUUCAAGCCCAAGCACAUGUCAACGACGGCGUCCUUCACUUCUGUCACACGAGCUGCCUGCUGUUCGAUGGCGGAACUGUCGAGGAUUACCUCAACAAGGUUCACGACUUCCUGACGGCGAACCCUAACGAGGUCCUCACCCUCCUGUUCACGAACCCCGAGGGUGCGUCUCUCCCCGACCUCUGGGACCCACCAUUCCAGGCGUCCGGCAUCGCCGACCUGGCCUACGUCCCUCCUAGCAUCCCCGUCAAGCAGAGUGACUGGCCGACGCUCGGCGACCUUAUCGACAGCGGCAAGCGCGUCAUCGUCUUCCUCGACGCGGGCGCGGACACGGACCGCUCCGUGCCGUACAUCCUCCCGGAGUUUGAGAUGGUGUGGGAGACGCCGUUCUCGGUCACGGACGCGACGUUCCCGUGCAGCGUCGACCGCAUCAACGGCCCGCUCUCGACGGAAGACCACAUGUACAUGAUCAACCACUCGCUGAACAAGAACAUACUUGACACGGGCAUCAUCGUCUCCGACCCCAAGGACGCGCCCACGACCAACAGCGUCAGCUCGAUCUUGGCUAAUGCGGGCGGCUGCGAGGGCUUCGCUGCGGGCCGCGCCCCCAACUUCGUCCUCCUCGACUUCGUGAACCUCGGGCAAGGCCUCGACGCGGUCAACCAGCUGAACGGGCUGGCUAUUGUAUCAUCAUUCAAUAUCUUGCGGGUCAUCUGCGACUUUGUGAACAUCGGCGACUUCUUGACCAACCUCUUUUCUCUCGGGGACUUGUUCACGCCCAUCCUCAUCUCACGCUUCUUCUUCGACCUCCACGAUCUUACCACCCGCGACCCGAAGCUCUCACAGAUCAUCUCGACAGGGCAUGUACUGAAAGAAACCGAGUCGGCCGUCUGA